GAGCUGGCCAGUGGAGACCGGCUGGUGGAAAGUGAAAGUUGCCUGGGUGCUCUCGGCGCUGCCGCCGGCUCUCCGCACCCCCGGGACGGCAGCGCGGCCCUCGGCUGGGGCGCGGGCUCUGCGGCGGCCAGAGAGCGAGCGAGCGAGGGCGCCGACGCGCCCGGCCGGGACCCAGCUGCCCGUAUGACCGCGCGGGGCGCCGCCGGGCGCUGCCCUCCCACGACAUGGCUAAGCCGCCUGCUGCUGCUGGUCUGUCUCCUGGUGAGCAGGGGUGUUACCGAGGAGGUGUCAGAGCACUGUAGCCACAUGAUUGGGAACGGACACCUGCAGUUCCUGCAGCAGCUGAUUGACAGUCAGAUGGAGACUUCAUGCCGAAUUGCCUUUGAGUUUGUAGACCAGGAGCAGCUGAAAGAUCCCGUGUGCUACCUUAAGAAGGCAUUUCUCCUAGUGCAAGACAUAAUGGAGGACACCAUGCGCUUCAAAGACAAUACUCCCAACGCCAAUGUCAUCGUGAAGCUCCAGGAACUCUCUCUGAGGCUAAGGAGCUGCUUCACUAAGGACUAUGAAGAGCAGGACAAGGCCUGUGUACGAACUUUCUAUGAGACACCCCUCCAGUUGCUGGAAAAGAUCAAGAAUGUCUUUAACGAGACCAAGAAUCUCCUUAAAAAGGACUGGAACAUUUUCAGCAAGAACUGCAACAACAGCUUUGCUGAAUGCGCCAGCCAAGAUGUGGUGACCAAGCCUGAUUGCAACUGCCUGUACCCCAAAGCCACCCCUAGCAGUGACCUGGCCUCUGUCUCCCCUCAGCAGCCCCUUGCCCCCUCCAUGGCCCCCAUGGCUGGCUUGACCUGGGCUGACUCUGAGGGGACAGAGGGCAGCUCCCUCUUGCCCAGUGAGCUGCCCCUCCGCACAGUGGACCUGGACCCGGGCACUGCCAAGCAGCGACCACCCAGGAGCACCUGCCAGAGCUUUGACUCUCCAGAGCCCACGGGUGUGGAGGCCAGUCCCAUCGGGGAUUCGCCUCAGCCCCAGCCCUCUGUCGGGGCUCCCGUCCCUGGGACGGAGGACACGCUUGACUCCGUGUUGGGCACUAACUGGACCCCGGAAGAGGCCUCCGGAGAAGCCAGUGAGGGUCCCGUACCCCAAGGGGCAGAGCUUUCCCCCUCGAGGCUGGGAGGAGGCAGCACCCAGGCCAAGACGACCGCCAGGCCCAGUGACCUCUUGUCAGCAUCUUUCCCACUGUCCCACGCAGCCAGGAGCCAGCAGCCAGAGGACACGCCUGGCAUCCCCCUGCCCAAGGUGGGCCCUGCGAGACCCACUGGCCAGGCCCAGAGUCACACACCUGGGAAGACAGACGGUCCAUCUGCCCCGGCCAGAGACCACCAGGAGCCAGGCUCUGCCAGGACCCCGUCACGGCCUCCACGAAGCCUCGGCAGCCCCUCGGCCCUCUCUGCACGGCCCAGCCCUCCCGGAAGGCGCUCCUGGGACCCCGUGCCGCCCCUCAGGGAGCUGGAGGGCAGAAGGAGCACCAGGGACCGGAGGAGCCCCCCCGAGCUGGAAGGACGAGCGAGUGAAGGGCGCAGGCCCUCAGCCCGCUUUAAUUCCGUCCCUUUGACUGACACAGGCCAUGACAGGCAGCAGGAGGGACCCCCUGACCCUCAGCUCCCCGGGUUUGUCUUCCGCCUGCUGGUGCCCAGCAUCAUCCUGGUCCUGCUGGCCGUUGGCGGCCUCCUGUUCUACAGGCGGAGACGGCGGAGCCAUCGAGAGCCUCAGACAGUGGAUUCUCCCCUGGAGCAACCAGAAGGCAGCCCCCUGACUCAGGAUGAGGACAGACAGGUGGAGCUGCCGGUAUAGAGGGGUUUCUAAGCCGGGCGCACAGGACCGUCUCUCCACGGGACAAGACAUGGGGGCAUCCACCACCACCCGUCCGCAGCCGUUCUCCUCGCAGUGUGGCCUGCCCACCACACGAGCUCCAGAGCAGCGAGGCUGGGGUCCCUCUGCCCUCGACCCUCAGACUCUGGACUGACCAGGAGAGGGCUGGAGGAUGCCCUCCAUGCUGCUGAUAUUUAUCGUGGGCCCUGGUGGCUCCCGUCCACUGGGGGAAGGCUGGGAAGCUCGGCUGAGGACCCUCCGCGCCUCAGGGGCUGUGUCCUCCUCCUACUCCCCUCCAAGCCACGCCUGGGCCAGGGACCCAGAUGCCUGUAAGACGUGGGAGAGCAGGGUGGGCACGGAGGAAUGAACGAGCCCUUGUGCCCAGAGGACUGCCUGGUGCCUAGGGAUGCCAGCACGACAAGCAGGAACUUGUCUCCGGUGAGAGAAGCAUGAGAUUGGCAGGGCGGGACAGCGUCGCUGGAUUUCUCGGAAAGGUGUGCAGCCCAAGAGAUGGGAAGAGAAGGCCUCUGGGCCUGUGGGUCUGCACUGGCGGCCCAGGUGCCCUCUGCUGGCUGCCAGGCAGAGAGGGAGGCCGACCCUGCCCUCAGGACCUGUCCGGCUUGGCUCCAAUGCCAAGGGGAAGACCGAGCUCUGGUAUCUGGCCCCGUUUCCCUCCAGCCCUGCCAGAGCUUCUCCGGGAGGCUGCGCCGAGGCUCCCCUCACGAAGGAAGCCAUUGCACUGUGAAUACUGAAGCUGCCUGCUGACCAGCCUGCGCCGUCCGACCCUGUGAGCGGGCGUCGGUCCGUCCUCCUGCCCCUCCAGCCUCUCGCCAGCUUCCCGCACUGAGUGCCCGAGCCGGCCCUUGCCUGUCGACUGAGGGCGCCCCUAAGCCCUGACCUUCCGCUGACCCAGCUUCGACUCCCCGGGGUGGAUGGGGUGGGAGAACGGCCUGGGCUUGCCAGCCGGAGCGGGUCUUCAGGCUGCGUCGUUCGCCCAGGUUCCUGCAUCUUGCACUUUGACAUUCCCAGGAGGGAAGUGACUGGGGGCGGGCGGGCAGGGAGGGCAGAGGCAGACCCAGAGGGAGGCUGCGGGGUGAGCUCCCGCUGAAAAUGGGUCUUUGCAGUUAUGGGUAUACCGUGGGGGGAGGCGUCUGCUCCCCGAUCCCCCCUGCCCAGUCUGCUUCCCCGUAUCACGCCCCCCCAUCGCAGCAGGGCUGUGCUGGGGGGGCACCCCGGCUGUCCCUGUGGAAGCCCUAACGCUGGGUUUGCUCUCCGGCCUCGCAGCACGGCCGCCAGCUCCCAUUCUCUCCCCACCCUCUCGUCCCCCACCUGGGUAGGCAGCGAUGCCCCCAGCUCUCACCCCUAUACUGUCUCUCGAGCCCAGGCCAGCCAGGGCAGGAGGGGGACCAGGAAUCUGCUUCCAAAUUUGUCUUAAGGGCCUCAGCUUCCUGAACCAGCCCAUGGCUGCUGCUCUGAGAACUGGCAGCGGGUGACGGGGCUGCCGAUUGCCCUCGGUCCCUCCUCUCCUGCUGCCCUGGGCCUUCCACUGAGAGACCCCACCCUUCCUGGCCCCUGGGCAGAGGCCCAUGACUUUUCUUCCUGCCCUCAAAAGUUGGGGUCUGCUGGUCCCCACCGCCCCUGCCCUGCUCUCUCAGCUGAAGGACGAACAGCGGGGAACGUGCCCUGUAGGGGCUCCUUCUAGUCACAGACUCUGUAUUUGAUUCUAGAGAGUAUGUAUUUAAAAGGGAAAGGGAAAAAAAAAA
This is a messenger RNA of Hyaena hyaena (striped hyena), 3635 nucleotides long. It is a transcript of the gene CSF1, whose product is annotated as colony stimulating factor 1. Gene Ontology annotation, biological process: positive regulation of macrophage differentiation; osteoclast differentiation. Gene Ontology annotation, cellular component: membrane. NCBI's taxonomy places the organism in Eukaryota, Metazoa, Chordata, Mammalia, Carnivora, Hyaenidae. Gene Ontology annotation, molecular function: growth factor activity; cytokine activity. The record is from RefSeq and is a predicted model, not a curated record. The transcript has 9 exons. The coding region runs from base 184 to 1854 and encodes 556 amino acids.